Molecule: messenger RNA, 3596 nt
Organism: Dunckerocampus dactyliophorus (ringed pipefish)
Lineage: Eukaryota; Metazoa; Chordata; Actinopteri; Syngnathiformes; Syngnathidae
Product: dynamin-1-like protein
Exons: 19
Coding region: 116-2224 (702 amino acids)
Biological process (GO): mitochondrial fission; mitochondrial fragmentation involved in apoptotic process
Cellular component (GO): membrane; mitochondrion; cytoplasm
Molecular function (GO): GTPase activity; microtubule binding; GTP binding
Source: RefSeq, a predicted model, not a curated record
ACGCCUGUCACAAUAGCUGGUGUCGCAAUGGUGGCGACGGAGAGACAUUGAAUGACUUUGGCUCCAUCCCGAAAAUAGCCGGUGAAUUGGUUUUGUUGUUGAUCAAACUGAAGACAUGGAGGCGCUUAUUCCUGUUAUAAACAAGCUCCAGGAUGUGUUCAACACAGUGGGGGCGGAUAUUAUCCAGCUCCCACAGAUAGCUGUGGUGGGGACGCAGAGCAGUGGAAAGAGCUCUGUCCUAGAGAGCCUGGUGGGCAGAGACCUGCUCCCCCGUGGGACUGGCAUUGUCACCAGGCGGCCUCUCAUCCUCCAGCUGGUCCACGUCGAACCUGGAGAUGCUCGUAAAAUUGAGGACAGUGGCAGAGAAGGCGAAGAGUGGGGGAAGUUUCUGCACACCAAAAAUAAGAUUUACACAGAUUUUGAUGAAAUUAGGCAAGAAAUAGAAGCAGAAACGGAGCGAGUGUCAGGGAAUAAUAAGGGCAUCAGUGAUGAGCCCAUUCAUCUGAAGAUAUUCUCUCCUCAUGUUGUCAACCUCACCCUAGUGGACCUGCCGGGUAUCACCAAGGUGCCUGUGGGCGAUCAGCCGAAAGACAUCGAGAUCCAGAUCAGAGAUCUCAUCCUGAAGCACAUCUCCAACCCCAACUGCAUCAUUUUAGCUGUCACCGCCGCCAACACCGACAUGGCCACGUCGGAGGCCCUCAAGGUAGCCCGGGAGGUCGAUCCUGAUGGCAGGAGGACGCUGGCAGUGGUGACCAAACUCGACCUGAUGGACGCUGGCACUGAUGCGAUGGAUGUGCUGAUGGGCCGAGUCAUUCCUGUCAAACUGGGACUCAUCGGAGUGGUCAACAGGAGCCAGUUAGAUAUCAACAAUAAGAAGUCAGUCGCCGACGCAAUCCGGGAUGAACAUGCUUUCCUGCAGAAGAAAUAUCCCUCUCUGGCUAACAGGAACGGGACCAAAUACCUGGCAAGGACCCUCAACAGGCUACUGAUGCAUCACAUCCGAGACUGUCUGCCGGAGCUCAAGACACGGAUCAACGUCCUGGCCGCUCAGUACCAGUCCCUGCUCAGCAGCUACGGCGAACCCGUGGAGGAUCAAAGCGCCACCUUGCUCCAGCUCAUCACCAAGUUUGCCACAGAGUACUGCAACACCAUCGAGGGCACGGCCAAAUAUAUUGAGACGGCAGAGCUGUGUGGGGGAGCCAGAAUAUGUUACAUAUUCCAUGAGACUUUUGGUCGAACCUUGGAGUGUGUGGACCCUCUGGGAGGACUCAGCACCAUCGACAUCCUAACAGCCAUAAGGAAUGCAACCGGCCCUCGCCCGUCUCUGUUUGUGCCCGAGGUUUCCUUCGAGCUCCUGGUGAAGAAGCAGGUGAAACGCCUGGAGGAGCCCAGUCUGCGCUGCGUGGAGCUGGUGCACGAAGAGAUGCAGAGGAUCAUCCAGCACUGCAGCAACUACAGCACGCAGGAGCUGCAGAGGUUCCCCAAACUCCACGAGGCCAUUGUGGAAGUGGUCACCUCCCUCCUGAGAAAGAGACUGCCCAUCACCAAUGAGAUGGUCCACAACUUGGUUGCAAUAGAGCUGGCCUACAUCAACACAAAACACCCAGACUUUGCAGACGCCUGCGGGGUCAUGAACAACAACAUUGAGGAGCAAAGAAGAAACCGGAUGAGAGAGCUGCCCGCCACGGUGCCAAGAGAUAAGUCUCUUGCCAAAGGCCCGGCUGGCGAGCCCCCUGCAUCUGGAGCAGACACGGACGGUGCCAAGGUGCCAGCAGCAGGGCCUCACAGCGAUCAGGACGGCACGGGCACCUGGAGGGGGAUGCUCAAGAAAGGAGAGGAAGGCCCAGGCUCAGGCCCCGGAAGCCCCCUUAAAGGAGCCGUCAACCUGCUGGAUGUGCCGGUGCCGGUAGCCAGGAAGCUGUCGUCACGUGAGCAGCGGGACUGUGAGGUCAUCGAACGCCUCAUCAAGUCUUACUUCCUGAUUGUGCGCAAGAACAUCCAAGACAGUGUGCCCAAGGCGGUGAUGCACUUCCUGGUCAACCAUGUGAAGGACAGUCUCCAGAGCGAGCUGGUGGGCCAGCUCUAUAAAUCGGGCCUCCUCAACGACCUGCUGACCGAGUCGGAGGACAUGGCCCAGCGCCGCAAGGAGGCGGCCGACAUGCUCCAGGCGUUGCAGAAAGCGAGCCAGGUGAUAGCUGAGAUCAGAGAAACACACCUGUGGUGAACUCUGACACAACGCACUGGAAUCACAAGUACCUUCAAGAUGAAAACUCAACUGUAAACGUUGUCAAAGGACAUUUAACCUUAUGUGAGAAGGAACAAAUACUCUCCUCCUGGCCGCUCGUUGUGUCGCUCCAUUGUCCACGCUGUAAAUGACAAUAUUUAUGUACUUCCUGUGCAUGCGUGCAGUUUGCGCGAAUGUUUACAAGUGGUGUGAAACUUAGGAUGCUUCGUUAACUGCUGCACUUACAUUAGGCACACCACCAAUAUGACCAUGCAAACAUACAAGCAUUGGCCCCGCCCCUGUCACCUGAUUGGUGUUGAGCCGAGGAUCAAGAUGUUUGAUGGACUGAGCUGCUCCUGACCGCCCGCACAAACUAGUUGUACUGUACAAACAAAUCCUGUUAAAUGAAGCUUUACAAUUCAUUGUGAUGCCACAAUAAAGAAACCUUUCAUUUUUGUAGUCAUUUUUAUUCAACUAUCUAGCCAUCUAUUGCCACGAGGGGGUGUAAUGAUUCCACUACUUUUAGCAACCACAGGAGGGCGCAAGUCUCUAGCUAGGGUUGACGCUGAACCCGGAAGUAGAAUCAGCGCAACUUGUUGCGGGAUCAUUUAAAAUGAAAACAGACUUGCAUGCAAUUUACCGAGUAAACACAGGGCCAGCAUAACCGGUAUUGAUGCUUUUCACUAUUUAAGAUCACUGAACGACCAAACACGUGAACAAGUACACUGUGGCCAAAGUAUUUAAAUUGCUCCAUGCUAAGAUUAUGUGUUUGCUCCGUUACCCACACCCUUAUUGGCCACGCCCCCAAAUUUGAGGAAACACAGAAACCCAUCUAACCACACCCCUUUAAGACCACCACCAAUCGGGUCUGGGAGUUCUAAACUCUCCGCAGUACUUAAUGAAAGGUACCUUUUAUUAGCAGUAGUUUUAAUGAAAGUGAAUUUGAGGAUUGAUCGAGGCCACUUUGACAUAAAAGUAAAGCACAUAUAUUGUUACAUUAAUUUACAUACACUGUAGUAGGAUUGCUACAUUAUACCUUUUAUCGCUCGUUUUUUGUGGUUUAUUUCUAGAUUGUGCCAUGGGGCCAAUGAAAAACAAGCCCCUGGGACAACCCCCCCUCCCCGAGUUCAUAUGAAAACAGCAAAACAAUAAAAGGUGUGAAAGAUCAAUGUGUUUAUUACUGCUGUUGCUGUCAAAGAGUACAAUGUUGACAUUCAUCCAGUUGGAAGGUGUCCAUUUGCGUGACAUUGUGUGCAUGUGCGCACACACACACACACACACACACACACACGCUAAUUACCAUAGUGUGUAUUGUAGCGUUGCAGAGCCUACACAAAGUGUCUGGUUAAAUAUGAUCAAACAAAACAAAAAG